Messenger RNA from Lactuca saligna, 6657 nucleotides. The record is from the annotation of a GenBank genome assembly. NCBI's taxonomy places the organism in Eukaryota, Viridiplantae, Streptophyta, Magnoliopsida, Asterales, Asteraceae.
AUGGAAUUAUCUUCGAGUUACAAUGUUAAUGUUAGACAAAAAUGCUAUAUUCCUGGUGCAAUGUUUGGUUCAUUUUCCUUCAUCAACAUUUUUUCUGGAAAAGAGGUUGUAGAUGCUGAAAAUGGCAUGCAAAACAUGAUUGAGGUUGCGGUUACUUUGCGGAUACUGCAGUUAAUCUGUAAAGAAUGUGCGUCAUCAAAGCAUAAGAUUAGCGUUGCCGUGUUAUCUCCAUACCCUGCUCAAGUUCAAUGUCUGCAGCAGAAAGUUGAAAUGCACUACGAAAACAAUGAGCUUUUAAAGGUAAAAGUCGGGUUUUUUCAAGAUUAUGAGGGCGCAGAAGAUGUUACGAUAAUAUCAACAGUUGGAGCUGAUGGAGAUGAAUGCAACGAUGUCAAGACAAGUCGACAACUGAAGACUAAUGACUAUUUCAAAUCCGAAAGACGCUGUCUAUGGAUUCUAGGAGAUGAAAGGGCGCUUCUGAAGGGAGGGUCAUACUGGGAACCAUUAAUUCUUGAGGCUAAGGCUCGUCAAUGUUUCUUUCUAGCAGAUGAACACAAGGAGCUCACAAAGGUCAUAGUCGAAGUCAAGAAAGAUCUUCAUGAGCUAGAUGAGUUACUUAUUGGGGAGACUUCACUCUUCCAAAAUACCACAUGGAAGGUUUUCUUUAGCAGCAAGUUUAUAACAUCAUUUUCAAACAUUGAGUCACUGGAGACCAAAAAACUAGUACUUCUGAUGCUGCUAAAGAUUUCUACUGGUUGGAGGCCCAAAAGGAGUUCGACUACAGCUUCUGUUAGUGGAAGCCCAUAUUCUGAACUUAUGAGAGAAUUCAAAGUUAAAGGAUCGCAUCUUCUAUGUACUAUAGACAUUGUCAAGGAUUCACAUUAUGUCCAAGCCUUGAAGGUUUGGGAUAUACUUCCGUUUCAUGAGAUCACAGAGUUAGUAAAACGAUUAGAACGAAUCAUCAAGAUGUAUACUCGGGAGUAUAUUAACUAUUGCAAGGAAAGAUGUGGUCAAAGGGGUUCUGAGUUCCCGUUGAACUGGCCUUCGACUACUGAAAUUACUCGGUAUAAAUUUCAGAAUACAAACUCUUGUGAGGAAAUGUUUAUGGAUGAAGGCGUUGAAAAUGUGAAGGUGCGUGAAAGUUUGACACUAAUGAAGUUCUACCAGUUUUCACAUGGUGCAGUAAAUGGUAUGAUAUCUGGAUGUGAUGGUGGGGUUCUUGGGCUUCCUAUUGAGCUCACUGAACAAGAAAAGGAUGUUGUUUCUUUUGACAAAAGCAGCUUCAUUCUUGGAAGAUCUGGAACUGGAAAAACUACAGUGUUAACUACCAAAUUAUUCAGAAAGGAACAGCUUCACCAUUUAGCAUGUGAAGGGUUUCAUGAAAACAUGGAAAUCAAUGAGGAGGUGAAGCAAGAUGUGCUACAUCAACUUUUUGUUACUCUGAGUCCAAGACUUUGCUAUGCAGUGAAACAGCAAGUUGGUGAAUUUAAUAGUUUGACAUGUGGGGGUAGUUCAUCAUCCAAAAGCAGCUCAGGGGUUAGUGAUGAUAUUGAUAAAAUGAUGUUGUCUGAAGAUAUUCCAGAUCACUUUAUUCAUCUUCCUCAAAACAAAUAUCCACUUAUUAUAACAUUCCAUAGAUUCCUACUGAUGCUUGAUGGAACAGUUGGUAGAUCAUACUUUGAGAGAUUUCCUUGUGUUAGGAAGCUUCUUUGUGGCAAUAACACAAGUAACUCAAGACUCAGUGUUUUGGAACAAUAUAUGAGGUUAAAGGAUGUUACUUAUGAGAGAUUUUCUUCACUUUACUGGCAUCACUUCAACAAUAAGCUGAGAAAAAGUUUUGACACCUCCACAGUUUAUACUGAAAUAAUGUCUGUCAUAAAGGGUGGAUUAAUGGCAGGAAAGGCUCCCAAUGGGAUCCUAUCUAGAGAAGAUUAUGUUGCUCUUUGUGAUGCCCGAACUUCCAUUUUGGAUGCACAAAAGAGAGAAAUGAUCUAUGCGAUAUUUGUUCAGUAUGAGAAGAUAAAACUGGAAAAAGAAAAUUUCGAUUUGGCUGAUUUAGUGAAUGAUCUUCAUCAAAGGCUUGAAUUUGAAGGGUACAAGGGAGAUUCUAUGGAUUAUGUGUAUAUUGAUGAAGUUCAAGAUCUUACAAUGAGGCAGAUUUUGCUUUUCAAAUACGUUUGUACAAAUGUUCAAGAGGGCUAUGCUUUUUGUGGAGAUACAGCCCAAGCCAUAGCAAAGGGUAUUGGAUUCAGAUUCGAAGAUAUAAGGUUAUUGUUUUUUAGCCACUUCCUUUUGGGUUCAGAAAAGGGAACAAUGUCAAGAAUAUUUCAAUUAAGCGAGAACUUUCGCACACAUACUGGAGUUUUAAAUUUAGCCCAAAGUGUUAUCGACCUUCUUUGCAAGUUUUUUCCUUUGUUUGUUGAUGCUUUGAGGCCAGAAAGUAGUCGAAUAAGUGGGGAACUACCUGUUCUUCUUGAAACUGAUACAGGUGAUAAUGCUAUUAAAACAAUAUUUGGAACCAAUGAAGUUGGAAGUGAUCAGAAAGUCAUUGGAUUUGGUGCUGAGCAAGUUGUUUUAGUUAGGGAUGAAUAUCUUAAAGAGAAGGUUGUCAAUAUUGUUGGCAAGAAUGCCCUUGUUCUAACAAUCAUGGAGUCUAAGGGCUUAGAAUUUCAGGACGUAUUGUUAUAUGACUUUUUCACUACAUCAUCUUUCUCAAAUGAAUGGCGAAUCAUUUACGAGUAUAUGAAGGAAAAAGACCUCAACAUGAGCUCUAUUGUAAUGUGUACUUCAUCUUUCGAUAUGGAAAAGCACGUUGUUUUAUGUAGUGAACUUAAGCAGUUGUAUGUAGCAAUCACUCGAACAAGACAGAGAUUAUGGAUUUCUGAAACUACAGGUUUCUCUCAACCAAUCUUUGAUUACUGGAAAAAGUUAAGCCUUGUUGAAGUCAAACAUUUGGAUGAUUCUUUUGCUGAAGAAAUGAAAAUUCCAAGCAGUAUAGACGAGUGGAGAUCACGUGGCUUAAAGCUAUAUUAUGAGAAUAACUUUGGAAUGGCAAAGAUGUGCUUCAUGAAGGCUGAGGACAAGUAUUCUGAAAGAUUGGCAGAAGCAUAUCAACUCCGUGUAAUUGCUGAAGGUAUCCACACUUCAGAGCUUGAAAGGAAGAAGGUCUUUAAGGAAGCUGCUGAGCUAUUUCAAUCUCUUGGAAAGCAUAUGUUGGCUGCUGAGUGCUUCUAUGAGAUGGAGGAUUAUAAAACAGCUGCUGAGGAAUAUGAGAAGGCUGGAGCUUUUGCAAAGUGUCUUUCUGCUUGCUCUGAUGGAAAUUUAUUUGAAAUGGGUAUUCGGUUACUAGAGCAAUGGGGAGGAUGUGGGGUUGCUGAGCAAGAGUUUUUGAGAAAAGGUGCUCUUUACUAUUUUGGUGUCAAGGAUUUGAAAAGAAUGAUGAAAUUUGUUAGUUCUUUUCACUCAAAGGAUGAGAUGCGGAAAUUCUUAACAAAAAAGAGAUGCUUUGAUGAACUUAUAUCACUGGAAGUAGAAUGGGGCAACAUUCAAGAAGCUGCAAAGGUGGCAAGACUCAAACCCGAUCCUUUGCUUGAAGCUGACAUUCUUUACAUGGGUGGAUUUCACAGGCAAUCGUCAUUGACUAUCUUGUGGCAUGUAUUUUUGGAAUCUCCAGUUUUUCAAAAAGCACAUGAACCUUUUACACAGAAGGGUGAAUUGCUAAAGAAGGCUGUUUUGUUUGCUGAAAGCAUCUCUGAUGACUUCUUUCAGUUUGUGUGCAAAGAAGCUAGGAUUUUGUCUGAAGGAACAACUGAAGAAGAAAUAUUAAAGAAAGCCCAUGAGUUCAUAGAUUGCUACAUAAAUAACGAUUUGGCUAUGAGUGUUGAACAUGUGAAGACGAAUCAUGAGAUACAAAAGAUUGAAAAACAUGUGCUUGACAAAUGUGCUCUUUACUAUCUAGGUGUCAAAGAUUUCAAGAGUAUGAUGACAUUUGUUUGCUCUUUCCACUCCAGGGAUGAGAUGAUGAUCUUCUUAACAAAAAAGAGGUGCUUUGAUGAAUUGAUAUUGCUGGAAAUAGAAUGGGGUAACUUUGAAGAAGCUGCAAAGGUCUCAAGGCUUAAAAAAGAUCCGAAAGCUGACCUUACUCGCAUGUAUAGAGUUCAUAGGGAAUCAUCACUUCUAAUCCUAUGGCAUGUCUUCAUGAACUCUGUGGUUCUUCAAAACACGGAUGAACCUUUUAGGCAGAAGGAUGAAUUACUACGUGAGGCUGUUGUAAUCGCAGAAAGUGAAUCUAAUUUCUUCUAUCAGUUUGUGUGCAAAGAGGCGAACAUUUUGUCCGAAGGAAAAAAUCAAGAAGAGUUAUUAAUAAAAGGACUUGAGUUCAUAGAUUGCUACAAAGAAAAUCCUUUAGCCAUGAGCUUGAAGCACGUGAAGACGACUGAUGAAGUAGAAAAAAUUGAAAAAGAUGUGCUUCACCUAAUGCAUUCCUUUUUAAAGUCUGUAAACCGUAUAAAUGAGCUUCCGAUACUACUAGAAAUACGUGGAAAGUUUGUAGAAGCAGCAAACUGUGGUAAAGAAGAUAAUCAAUCAAUUGAAGAAGCAUUGAGUAGACUUUGGUAUGUCUUCUUUGGAUCUCUUUGGGCUCAUGGGAAUCGAGCAUGGCCACUAAAGCACUUUAAACAGAAAAACAAGCUCCUGCAUGAUGCAAACUUUUAUGUGGAGUGUGAUCCUUAUUCAAACGAUUCUGCAUUGGUGCGAACAGAGAUAAGCAUUUUAUCAAGUGCAGAAAUCAGCUUACACCAGAUGUGGAGGCAUUUGAGUGACACACCAAAAGAAAGAAGCCUUAGGAUACACUAUCUGCUUUCCCGAAGAAUUCUUGAUGUUUACUUUGGUUUGGAUUGCAGUGUCAAUGCUAGUAUUGAAACAUGGGUUGAUGAUGUGAAACUUAAGCAUUUAGAAACCGAGUUUUCAAACAAUGUUGUCUCAUUUGAAGGUUUGAUUUACUUUUGGAGUUAUUGGAAGGAAUUGAUUAUGGAACUAAUCAACUGGUGCUCUACAUGGGAUCACAGUGGCAAAGAUAGUGAAAUAUACACGGAUUUCAUUUCCAAUUAUUUUGGGAUGAGGAGUUACGAUGGUGAUAAGAAAGGAAGCUAUGUCAUUCUAGAUGAUGAGGCCUAUUGGGUGAAAAGGUGGAAUCCACGUAUGCAUAGGAACACACAUUUUAACAUCAUUGAUGCUCGUGAAUUUUCUUCUGUGGCUUCACGAUAUUGGUGUUCGGAACUACUGUAUGUUUCCGAAAAAGUGUUGAAAAAGCUUCAGUCUAUUCAUGCUUAUUCAACUGUGAAAAAAUUCUCCAUUCAUCAACGUAUGAAAAUACUUGCAAAUUUGUUUGAAGCUGCAAAAUCACUAGAAAAAUGCAAGCUUCCAAAUGAGUGGCGUCGUGCUGAUCGGAUUGUUGAUCAAUCUUUCAAAUUUUUCCUGGAUGAGUUCAUAAUCAAUGUGUUUAAUAUGAACAGCUGGAAUACUGAAGAGUCAAAAGAAAUGAUAUCUCUGAGGGGAAAUGAAGCGUUUCUAAGUAUGCUCAAAGAAGCAAUCAACAUAAAUAGCAAAUCGCCCAAAGCUCUAACAUGUGGGCAGCUUGGGAGAAUAGCAAUGAUAUUUCUAGCAUACCGAAUGAUUGACUUCAAUGAUGAUGUUAUGAGAAAAGUUAGACAUUGUUCUUCCCUGAACUGGAGAGCUUUGUUUGAUAAACUCAAGGGUGAUAAAUCGAGUUCGACAAAUGUGGAUUUAGCUAUAAGUCUACAUAAUGUACUGAAAGAGACAACGUUUGCUUCAGGUUGGAUGAGAGCCGAUGACUGUAUGUCACCAACAUGCUUCUUAUAUCUUAUAGAGCGUCUUCUAAUCUUGUCAUUUUGCUUUCAUGGUCAUGUUUUCAUGACAAGAUCUUCUUGCGUUGAAUGGCUUUCUUAUGAGGAAUGGAGCAUGGGUUCAGAUGUUGGGCAUGUUGUAUCUUUGGACAUCAUGAAGGAUAUCCCUCUUUCUUUGGUUUCAACUGUUAUGGAAAUGUUGAAUUCCCGAGAUGAUUUAUUGGAAUGGAUCAGAAAAUCAAAGGAGUCGUAUGACAUUUUGGUUUUGCGAUUAACUGUUCUUCUUUCCAUGAUCUGUGUAAACUCGGGAGAACAUUAUCAUCAUCUGCUUGAUCUUUUGGGAUGCCCUCAUCUUGCAUCCGUGUUGCCUUCUACAUUUGUGGAGGGGUUAAUCAAGGGUGUAAAGGAAGACUGUUUAGUUGAUGCUCUUGCUGUUGCCUGUGAAAAGAUAGAAAAUCCACUCGUCAUUGUGAGUUUCACAAAAGAUUCUUCAAUGGCCUCGCAUGGAAAUGCCAUAUUUCUGAACAUGGUUGAACAGGGCUUUUCCCGGGAAAAACUUCAUUCUUCUCUUCUUCAUUUCUUUAUCCUUCUUUCAUUUGAGAAUCAGAUUGGAAGAUUCAAGCACAUUACUCAAAAUUCUCUGUUCAACAAGGUCGGAGACGUUCAAACCGUUAUCGUAAUGAGAUGGACAUUCGCCACCCAGAUGAACCUCGCAAAUGUGGAUUAUGCCACCAAUCUGGUCAUAAUCGAAGAAAGUGUUCAAAUUCUCGACCAAGAUACAAUGCCAUGUUAA